AUGUGUAAGACCAUUACCCUUGAGGUUGAAGGUUCUGAUACCAUCGAGAAUGUCAAGACCAAGAUUCAAGACAAGGAAGGUAUCCCACCCGACCAACAACGUUUGAUUUUUGCUGGUAAGCAAUUGGAAGACGGACGUACCUUGUCCGACUACAAUAUCCAAAAGGAAUCCACCUUACAUUUAGUCUUGAGACUCCGUGGUGGUGGUGGUAAGAAGAAGAAGAAGAAGAACUACACCACCCCAAAGGUCCAAAAGCGUAAGCCAAAGAAGGUCAAGCUUGCUGUCUUGAAGUACUACAAGUUCGACGAAAACGGUAAGAUCCGUCGUAUUCUCCGUGAGUGCCCAUCCGAAGGUUGUGGUGCCGGUGUCUUCAUGGCCCAACACCAAAACCCAGCUCGUCAAUACUGCGGUCGUUGUCACACCACCUUGGUCAAGGUCGAGAAGAACUAA
Messenger RNA from Heterostelium album PN500, 450 nucleotides. RefSeq names its product ubiquitin-40S ribosomal protein S27a family protein. The transcript has 2 exons. Lineage: Eukaryota; Evosea; Eumycetozoa; Acytosteliales; Acytosteliaceae. Gene Ontology annotation, biological process: modification-dependent protein catabolic process; protein ubiquitination; translation. The record is from RefSeq and is a predicted model, not a curated record. Bases 1 to 450 code for a protein of 149 amino acids. Gene Ontology annotation, molecular function: ubiquitin protein ligase binding; protein tag activity; structural constituent of ribosome. Gene Ontology annotation, cellular component: nucleus; ribosome; cytoplasm.